Messenger RNA from Dibothriocephalus latus, 1242 nucleotides. The record is from the annotation of a GenBank genome assembly. Lineage: Eukaryota; Metazoa; Platyhelminthes; Cestoda; Diphyllobothriidea; Diphyllobothriidae.
AUGCGUAUCCACCAUCAGAUUUUAGAUUUGCUCUGGAGUGAUCCUCAAACCGCGUCCGGUUGCCGACCCAACCUAAAACGCGGUGGUGGCAGUUAUUUUGGUCCCGAUGUGACAAGCAGCCGUUUGAGUCAGAUGAAAAUGGGACUCCUGGUGCGCUCUCAUGAGUGCUGUCCGCAGGGCUGGAAGCUGGAUCACGAGCAGUCCGUCUUGACCAUCUUCUCGGCAUCAAACUACUACGGCCAAAACACAAACAUGGGCGCUUUCAUUCAGUUGGUAUCUCAACGUUUCUACGAAUUCACUCCAGAAAACAAGACUCCUGAACACAGAACCACCAUCCUGACACCAGUAGAAGCGACAGCCCUUACCGAGCACACUGCCAAGGGCCCCAAACCCAAGUCUGAUGACCGUUCCACUUCCUUCUCCUCCCAACUGCUCACCUCUCCCCCGUCAGACGCCUCGAAGCUUUUUACUCGCAGUACUCGCAGGCGCAAAGCCAAGGGCAAUGGCACCGACAGGAAUAUUGAACUUGUUAUACAGCCCAAGGUGGUAAAGUUUAAAACAGGAAAAUCCGGCACCGAGGAUCGAGUCGAUCGCAAUGGAUCCGAAGACGCUGCAUUUCAGCUGCUGUGCAAAAGACUGUUGGCUAAGAAGCAAGAGCUUUUGGACGCAUUUCAUAUUUAUGAUCCAGAAAAAACCGGUGAGGUCAGCAUAAACCAGUGGUGCAACGUGAUGGUGAAGGUUGCCGGUUACAACUUACCUUGGCGGAUACUCCGACAUGCUCUGGUUGCAAGUUCAGUCACUAAUCCUAAUACCCAUGUUAUCUACCUGACAAUGUUUGAUUCGCGUAGGCAUCAGAACACCAAAAUAAUGAAGAAACAAGCUCUGAGUGACUGCUACGGCGACCUCGAUCAGAUGGCUUUAAUUUUCAAGGAAUUUGACAACGAAGGUGUUGCACUCGUUAGUGUGAAGAACUUUUGUGCGACCUGUGAGCACCUGCAUUCUAGCCAAGGCAAAAGUUUCGACGCAAAGGCGAUAGAAAAGAUAGCCUUCUUAAUUGACUUCAACAACGACGGCUACAUUGAUUUCAACGAAUUCGUCGAGGCGGCUCGUUUGGUGACCUCUGAAUGACACGCUGCCCGACUGGACCUCCCAUUCAGAACAUGUAUACCGAUUAUGUCUUCUUUUAAGAAAAAUGUUUUUGUUGCCCUCGGCUUGCCUGGAGGCGCUGGAUCUUUUUCAUAA